AGCACGACAGUCUAUAAAAAGCAGCAGUAGAAGCAACAGGUCCUCACUUGUGUUUCUGCUACCGACCCGACGCGAUUAGCGCCAUCCACUUUAAAAAGUUCAGCGUAUGUCGUCCAUCCAAACCAAAGCUCAAGAUCUUGACACGCAAGCCAAAGCAUAGAAUACAAAUUCAUUCGCGCGGUUCGUUGUUGAAACAGGAAAAAGAAAUACAGUUUUGUUGUUGAAAAAGUGCAUCACGAUCAUUAGAAGAAAACAAAAACUCCUGCAAUUUGUGUCAGUGGCCGAAUGCAUUCGAAAGUGAAGGAAAAUUUCUAAAACUGACAGAUAAAAACAGCCUACUUGAUAAAAGUGAAAAAUUAAAAAGUGAAGAGUGCGAACCAAAACUCGGUUAUUUUCGUGUAUCGCAAAAGAAACAACUCAACCAACAGAAAUGAUAACCCACUGGAAUGUGCUUCUUGUCAUGGGUCUGCUGAUGUUUAGCCCUGCACUGGGCCGCCAAGAGCCGUACCUAUCCGACCUGAGCUCGAAGGUGGAAAUUCCCGGCGAAGAACUGUACAGUGAAAUGGUGGACGAGGUACAAAAGCUGCACAAUCAGGAAAUCAACUACCUGCAGUAUCUGGGAGCAAUGGCUAUCCGGCAGCAACGUGAAGAAGAACUGCUCCGACGGCAACAGCAAACUGUCCAGCAAAAACAGAAACAACUACAGCAAGCUGAAGUGGGAGACGAUUCGGUGACUUCCAUCCUGGAAGAACUGCCGGACGACAGUCCCGUAAAGUCGUUGAAUCGGUUGAAUCGGCUUCAAACAGUUCCGAAAACGGUUCCUUAUCAGAAAGCCAAGGACGAGAAGAAAAGUAACCACUAUAUGUCCUUGUGUCACUUCAAACUAUGCAACAUGGGACGGAAACGCAACACUCGAUUCCUGCAUUUCUGGAACUAAACGAAGAUACUCAACCACCUCUAACUAAACGAUUGAUGCUAAACAAAGACUUGAAGAAUGCUUCUCUGUCGUCAUUACUUCUGGACACACACAACGCUUAAAGAGACAGCAGGAGAGAUAGUAAAACCCCCCAGUAAAUCAACAGGCUUUCUGUGCCGCGAACGAACCGCAUACCACAUUUUAUUUAUUCCUAUCGGCAACCAAAGUUCCCGAGUCAAUUAAGAUAACUUUCAUUCGAUUGGUUCUCGAAAUUUCGAACAGGAAGACAAUUUCUCCCGUCGCUAUAUAGUCACAAUUGUAUUAGAAAAUUGCCUACUUUAGUUCAAUGGACGAAAAGUAUUGAGUUUUUAAAUAUCUGUUUUAUUUAAAUUUUACAAUUAAUGCAUCACACAUUCAAAUCUCAACCCCGGGGAAAUUAAUACUUGACUUCCGGUGGUUAUAUGUAUUACUAGGAUUAAGGCAUCUACACAGACAAAAGAAAAAUAACUAAAUAAAAUCCAGACCUAAAAUCAACGGAAUUGUUUUGCACACUGAGAUAAUGUUGACCCAAAUAGCUUUCCUCCACUCACUUCGCUUAAACUAAACAUGUAUUACUAAUCAGUAACAUGAACAACAAAUUUUAAGAUUGGAUGAAAAACGAAAUGUUCAACAAUUUAAUUGGAAGAAAAGCUACUGUUGAUGUGUAAAUAAGCCCAUAUAGCUGUAAUCUCGAAUAAUAUAUUGUUAUUAUUAUCAUUAUCAUUAUCGCGAAAGAUGUUGCCAGCAGUGACUGGCCUUCGAGAGAGAAAGAAAGAGAGAGUACAUGCGAGAAGAACAUUGAAACAAAAAAAAACAACUUAUUUAUUUGAAUGAUAUUCUGUGAAUAAAAGCAAAUGAAAUAAAUAUAA
This is a messenger RNA of Malaya genurostris, 1824 nucleotides long. RefSeq lists its product as uncharacterized. Lineage: Eukaryota; Metazoa; Arthropoda; Insecta; Diptera; Culicidae. The coding region runs from base 431 to 937 and encodes 168 amino acids. The record is from RefSeq and is a predicted model, not a curated record. The transcript has 4 exons.